AUGGAACCUAUUACAUUCUCUCAACAUGAAGAAGAUUCUGGUCUUUCAGAUUGCGAGAGCGCUGUUUCAGCCACUGGAAUAGUGCCACAACAAGAAGGUUUCUUCGUUAGACUUGGAGAAGGUGAUGCACUUCACGAUCUUAUCAAGAGACGCUUUAUUUGUGGGCUGGGCCUGCUUGGGCACAAAACGGAAGUUGUUUCCGUUCACCGAAACACGUGUUCUGGUGUCGUUUCCCAGGCACGGCUUCAGUCGUUUCAGGUUCAUGCUAGGGCGGUGGCAAAACUGCGUGAAGGAAAUGCCAACGUGAAGUAUGCUUGGUAUGGAACUCGCGGCGAGGAGGAUGUAAACGACAUCGUUUCGCACGGGUUUGCUUAUACACACGGUCCUAAGCUUGUUCUUUCUCCCGAUGACGCUCCUCUCCAAAGUGUUAGAGAGUGUGUGGCUGGGAAAGACGGUGUGAGGCAUAUGCUACUGUGCCGCGUUAUUCUAGGGAGACCGGAGCUUGUUGACGGUGGCACAGAACAAUGGUACCCCAGUUCAGUUAAGUAUGACUCUGGUGUGGAUAGUUUUUCGGCUCCUACCAAGUACAUAAUUUGGAGUAACCGCAUGAACACUCAUGUCUUGCCUGCAUACGUUAUUAGCUUCAGGGUUCCUUCUUGCAAAGGGUGUGAGAAGAGUGAAGAAGAACCUUUGAGACCUACUUCCCCUUGGAUGCCAUUCCCAACUCUGAUUUCUGUGCUUUCAAAGGUUUUGGCUCCUCAUGAUAUUGUUCUCAUCUCCAAGUUGUACAAAGAAAAAAAAGAGAAGAAGAUCUCACGACGUGAACUUAUAGGAAGAGUGAGACAAAUAGCAGGGGAUAAGUUGCUAUUUGCAGUCAUCAAAUCUUACAGAGAAAAGGAUGGAUGUGUAAUAGUGUACAGCUAG
This is a messenger RNA of Sphenostylis stenocarpa, 924 nucleotides long. The record is from the annotation of a GenBank genome assembly. NCBI's taxonomy places the organism in Eukaryota, Viridiplantae, Streptophyta, Magnoliopsida, Fabales, Fabaceae.